This is a messenger RNA of Kuraishia capsulata CBS 1993, 468 nucleotides long. RefSeq lists its product as uncharacterized. The record is from RefSeq and is a predicted model, not a curated record. The transcript has a single exon. NCBI's taxonomy places the organism in Eukaryota, Fungi, Ascomycota, Pichiomycetes, Pichiales, Pichiaceae. The coding region runs from base 1 to 468 and encodes 155 amino acids.
AUGAGUGAAGCUGGAAGUAGUUGGGAUGAGUUAAUCGGACUUUCUAAGGAGCAAUGUGAAAGGAGCUAUCUGAUGAGACAUACUGGGGGCACCUUUGACCAGGCUUCGCUGAGGACGUACAGCGAUGGGACUUCAGUCUACAGCUUUUACGAAAAGGGCCUCUCUUUCGGGUUUUUGAAGGAUGGCACUUUGGACAGCAUUGAUUUUUAUAACGACAAGACUUCGGGUGGGGUGCGUGCAAUGAAAACCGUUGCUGACUCGGUGCCGUUACCCUUUGGGAUAACCAAGCAAGAUACGGGCAGGUCUUUGGUGACAAAAUUUGGAGAACCCAAGGAAAAGGGCGGCGGUUUUAAUGCAAAAAUUGAUAUUUGGCUACGAUGGGACAACUUUCAGGUUGAUAUAGAUAACAAGAGUUGGGACCAAGCACCAAACUCCAGAUGGAGUGCUUUUACGAUAUAUAGGCCAUGA